Molecule: messenger RNA, 1419 nt
Organism: Fusarium graminearum PH-1
Lineage: Eukaryota; Fungi; Ascomycota; Sordariomycetes; Hypocreales; Nectriaceae
Exons: 1
Coding region: 1-1419 (472 amino acids)
Molecular function (GO): protein binding
Source: RefSeq, a predicted model, not a curated record
AUGUCUUUUACAUACCCAGGCCUCGAGGGUCUUCCUGCCGAGAUUCAACUCAGCAUAUUCUCUCAACUCCCAAAUCACAAUCUCGCCCAGCUGGCUCGUACUUCCAAGCACCUCAGCAACAUUGUCAUCCCCCUGAUUUGGACCGAUGUUGAAUUCCAUGCUGUUGGAUUCCAUGAAUCCUCCUCUGAACUCAACGUUCCUCCUCCUUUUCGCAGUCCCAGCGGUCGGAAAUGCCAUCCAGAAUCGGGAUGGAACCAUGGCGACUUGAAAGCAGAGGCUUUCUUCAACACUCUGCAGACUCUGCACGCGGAAAAUCCGGCCCGCCUGGAGCACGUUGCAAAGCGAAUCAAGCACAUGUGCACCGUUGUUGACCCCUGUUGGUUGCCAAGGACUCGAGAUUAUGUAGAAAUCUACCCGGACGCUAUUCGAGUCUGGGAGCUUUUCCCUUACAUGACCGGUCUUGAGACUCUGGAAAUCUACGCGAGAGAGUUUCAGUACCUUGAUCAGACAGACGGAGAAGACCCAGUGGAGCAGAUCAAAGGUCCUACACCUCGACUUCGUUUUGUAAGGCUUUCAGGUUAUGUGCCCAGAACUCUGCCUGCAUGGGUAUUCAAGGCCGGUGAUACUCUUGAGCGUUUGGAGCUUGGUAUGUUGGAUCGUCCGAUUUCCACGUCCAAUACCUCACAUCCCGACUACUCACCUCUUCCCCACGAAAAGAUUCAGAAGGAAAUCGACUAUGAGGAUAGUGAGCCAGAUUCCGACGACGAUGAGUCAGACUGGGGCAGUCUGAGGGGUGAGGCUGUUAUCCCACGUCCUUUAGGAGGAUAUCUAUCAUCCUAUCAAGACAGAGGUUUAAGUCUGCCCAAACUCACACAUCUCCGCCUCUCUCAACCCGCAGAGUCAGACUACGAAGACAGCUGUAACGAGUACACUUGGUCUACACGUGCUGAGAAAGCCUGCCACAGUGACUGGCGUCAGAUCCUCCAAGCAUCCCUACCCACGCUCAAAACACUCGUCCUCGAGCAGCGUCCUGCAGCAGACUACAUCGAGAAUGACGGCAUAGCCGAGUCGGAAUGGAUGGAAGAUAAGACUACGGCAGCAGCUAGCGAAAACCUGCUCAACAUGGUCCGAACGGUCUUGGAGGAAGACAGAAGCCAGGGAUCCCUACAGAGCGUGUACUUGUAUGGCAUUUACGUCGGAGAGCUGGACGAAGAGGAAGGGCUGCCUGAUCCGACGGGACCUUUGGGUCAGUUCAUGCAGUUUUUGAGAGGUUGUGGUGCUGAGUGUGAGGCUAGGCUUGGACAGUGGUGUUUCUUUGAUAAAAGCCCCGGUGUGGCGAUGUGGGAUGCUGAAUGUGAGACUGGAUAUGAAGAUGACGACGAAGGCACGAAGUGGGACGAGGUAUUAUGCAUUGUCUAA